AGUCAGGGGCCUCAAAUCAGGGGCUGCCUGGCUCCUGCCAAGGGCCCACCCCUGAAUUCACCCCUUCAGCUCUCAGGGUGUCCCCCCAAAGACCGCUUGCUCCAAAUCCCCUUGUUGGAGAGGGCCACCCAAGGUUCCUUGGGACCCAAGAUGGGCUGUUGUGGAGAAGAGCCAGGCCUGGCCGGGGCAUGCAGACAGGGCCAUGGAGACCUGGCAGGGAUGGCCAGGCCUCAUUCACACCCCAAAAACCCUCAGGAUGAGGCUACAAAUAGCAGUUUAUGGGCUUGACUCACCCUUGGGGAAACCCCCGUGUCCUGGCCACUUGAGCCCAGGGCAGCAGUCCCUCCUCAAGCCCACAGGUGGACAGUUCUUUGGGAGGCUGGUGGGCAUGGAGGCAUUUGCUGAUGGGCAGCAGAACUGGCCCAGGAGGGCAAGCUGGAGCAAGCACUGAGAGUCUGCCCAGAGGAGGGCAGAGCACCUAACACUUGGAAUGCCCAGAGUCCUGGCCCUGCCCCAGCCCCUCUGCCCAGACUAUGGACUGGGGGUUGUGUCUUCAGAUACCUGCUGCCGCCCAGCCUCAGAAAGGCCCAGCCUGAGGUCUGCCUAUCUGAGAAGUGCUUGGGAACAAGGCCCCCAGUAGGCCUACCCCCCAUCACCUUGUUCUGGGAACAAAGGACCCCACCCUGGAGACAGAACAUGAGGAGCAGCGAGAACCACAGGAGGGAGUCUGGCCCCAGUGUGCCUCUUUGCACCCGGGACCUCCCCAGGCCAUGCCAUCCUGAGCUACCUGCAGCAGGACAGGUGCUUUGGCCAGACUGAGGGACCCCAACGUGAUUUUUCAAAAUACUUUUUUAGUUGUAGGUGGACACAAUACCUUUAUUUUUAUUUACUUUUAUGUGGUACUGUGGAUCAAACCUGGUGCCUCUCACGUGCUAGGCACUGAGGCACAACCCCAGCCCCACCAACAUGAUUUCUGAUGGCAGGUAGGAAGGGACAUUUUGUGGAAGACAGAGAAGGCCCCCUCCCUCUCUGGUCAUCCUGAGCAACCCCUGCCCAGACCCUUCUCGCUCAUGCUGACCAGGGACCUCUCCCUCACCCCCACCCAUGACCAGAAUUGGAAACAGGUCACGACAGCCCCCUGCACAUUCUUCCCUAGAGCCCAGCCCCCCGCCCUUCAUUCCCUUACCUGCUCAUUCAGUGUUCCCUGGGCAGCACUGGGGGAGGUGCCCAAGCUGACCAGGGAAGGAGCAGCUGAGCAAGGACUCGGGUGGACCUGAGAGUGAUGUCGGGUGGUGGGUGCACAGUUAGAUGGGGCCUGGGUCUGGGGGCUGCCUGGGCUCUGAGCCUCAGUGGGGUGAGUAUCAGGCUCAGCAGAUGGGGCUUCUGAGCAGGGGCUAUCAAGAGAUCUUUGGGAACUGCAGUUUCACUGCUGAGUACAAAAGGGACAAUGCUGUCCAGGCUGCUCUUUUCCAGAGGUUGGGGACCAGGCCUGGUGCCAGCCCCAGAAGGUGGGGCAAAGGGCAGACCCAAGUGUGCCUUCCACCCCAGAGCCUACCUUCCCCUUCCGGCUUCUACCUCCAUCCAUACCUGGGCUGCGUGAAAGCAUCCCAGCCUGGAGCCAGCAGAGCCACUGGGACAUGCAGACAGCCUCAGGUGCAGCAACUCGGGGAGGGUGGGCAGUCAGCAGAAUGACCAGCACCAGGCACACCCUGGCUCGGAGCCAAGUACAGCAUUGUCAGAAAUGGGAGACCAGCUUCACCCGUGGCCCUGGGAGUGGGAGAGCCGUGAACCAUGGGCUUCAGGGUGCCCCUUCAAGGCCAUGCUCUCCUGGACUCACCUGCACAAGGACAGCUCCUCUCUCUGCCACCCACAUUAGGUGGGGAGGGAUGAGUGAGAGCCUGGCCCAGGGAGCCCCCAGGGUGAGGGGUAGGGGGAGAGGAGACAGGAGAGAGUGAGGCAGACCCUGUGUGCACACACGCACCCAUACACUUCAUGCAUGCACAAUGCUCACUCAGCCAUUGUUAGGGUGCUGGUGCACACACCCCAUUCACUCGCUUGCCUACUCCUGCCCCACCCACUGCCCUGGACACAGCCUGCCAAGUCCCCUCACUGCUGGGUGGGACUCCCCCAGGCCCAGGUGGGGGAAGGCAGGGAUUCUGGCCCCACCUCUGCAGCAAGGUCUGGUACAUUCCUUGGGCCUCUAUGUCACACUCGCCUCUGGGUACUGACUGUCCCCUGCGGAGCCCGGUGACCUCACAGUGGCAAUAUUCACAGGAGCCGGGGAGGAGGUUUCGGGCAGCCAGGAGUCUACUUCCUGGAGGGCUUGUGAUGCUGAGUCACUUGGCUCGCAGAACUGGCCCCAGGGGCUGGUCACGGCACCCCAGGAGCCCCUGACCCUGCUCAGGGGGCCAGUCCCUCUCUAGGCACUACCUCCUUCUGGUCCCCGCCCCCUCCCUGGGGCCCCACCCCUCUCUAGGACCCCAACUGCUCUCUGUUCCCCUGCUUCCUAUCUGGGCCCUCUCUCUGGGCCCCCGUCUCCUUUCCUGGCCCUGAGAUUUCUCUCCACUCAAGGACCAGAUAGGGAAGCUUAGGUCUUUUCCUGAGGUCAGGUUCCCCUCUGGUCAGGCAUCACCCCCCAGCUCUCCCUCAGGCCCUGGGAGUCUUGUCCUUGAGCACCAGGAUUUUGGGGAGCAACACCACAGGGGCUUCUGAUGCCCAGUCCACUGAGGUGGUCAGUGGGCUCUGCAGGUGGGUGGGCCCCCGAGGAGCAGGGGCAUCCCUUGCCCUAGAACGGUCCCUCUCACAUUGUGCCUUUCUACAGGCCUGUGUGUGGGCUCCAACCUCAGGACCUGGGUUCUCGCUAGCAGUGGGGCCCACAUCCCCAGUUCAGCAGCACUGGUGCACCCACCCCUGUGCUAGGCAGAAGGCAGGGAAACCUCAGGACCUGGGAGGAGAGCCUAACCGUGGCAGAAAGGGUGGGGAGGGGCCGACAUCCACUGGAGGGACCCAGGUUGGUCAUCUGGAGUGCAGUGGGCAGUACACCUCCGCUCACAAUGGGCGCUCAGGUGAGCUGGCUACCUGCUUGGCCCAUCCGGCUUUGGUGUAGUCCCCUCACCUCCCUCCACUCUAGCCUCAGCCCUGGGUGAACACUGACACUCGCCCGGGCCUUUGCCCUGUGGUGGACUAGAGCCCCAUGCCGACUGGCAAAAGCCAGGAAAGCUUCUGCGAUCCUCUGCUGGACCCGGGUCUCCCUCGGCCCCUGGUCCCUGCCCCACGGUACACAGUGUGGGAGGGGGGAGGCUUCUUGCCCACCAGCUGUUGUGACCACCCAGAUCACAAAUGUCCUCGCUCUGAUUUCAUCCUCAGAGUUGCUGCUCAGGCCCUGCCCAGCCUUGACCUCUCACCUCACUUCCUGGACCCCAACAGAGGGAGGCUGGGCUGGAGUGGGACCCUGGGCAGAGGCAGAGGAGUGCUAGGCGUGAGAAUCCUGAGGACAGUCACAGGUGGAUGGGUGGGAGGGGGUGGAGCUUCUGGGGAGGCAGGUAGCAGUGCAGGUGGCAAGCUGGGCUAUCACUGUGAGGUGUUUGUGGGUUCCCCUGCUUUGGGCCCACCCAGGAGCCAUGGGCAGCCGGAACUAGAACAGAGUGGACAGAUCUGCUUCUGCACCCACCCAAGUCCAGACCCCCAUGCUGCAGAGGCCUGGGCUGACCCCAGACCCAGAACCUCUGAUCCCCAGGCGGCCAUGCCUGUCCUGCUAGGUAAAGAGGAUGGCCAGCCAAUCCUGAAGCCCAAGCCACACCCCCAGCCACCCUGGAGGUAUAAAGGCACCUGCCCACAGCUCAUGCCUUGAGAACUCACACCUGUCCCAGACAGCCCACACCAGGACAAGCAUACGCAUCCUCUACUCCUGACAGCCCAGGUACACUUGCUAGUACCUCAGGAUAGCUGCUGGCCACUUGCCCCAGGAGAGACACCUGCCAGGUGGAGCCGAGGCCAAGCCAGGACUGGAGGAGAGGGAGCAAACAGUAUUGGAGCUGGGGAGCCCAGAGGCUCAGAACCCCUCUGUGGUCGGCGUAGAGGAUCAUGCCCAGGAGCUACUGACCCCCCGCUGCCAGCCCAGCACCAUGUCAACAGGCCAGCAGGUAUGGCACACGGUGGUACCACCCCACUGCCGGAGCAGCCCCACAGUCUCGACACCCGGGUCACCCGGCACCCCUGGUUCAGAGAAGGUGGCCUCCCCGCUGGAGUGCUCCAUCUGCUUCUCAGGUUAUGACAACAUCUUCAAGACACCAAAGGAACUGUCCUGCACCCAUGUCUUCUGCCUGGAGUGCCUGGCCCGGCUAGCGGCCGCCCAGCCCACGGGCUCCGGCAGUGAGGCUGUGCCUUGCCCAUUCUGCCGGAAGCCCACAGCUGUGCCAGCUGCUGGGGCCCCUGCACUGCGUACCAGCCGCCAGCUGCAGGCCAAGAUGCCCGCACACCUGCAACGAGAGGAGCCAGUGUGGCUAGAGGGCACCAAGCUGUGCUGCCGCCCACUGCCUGCCACACCUGGCCGUGAGGCACCCGGCUUUGUGUGUGUGGAUGUGGGCCUGAGCAAGCCUGCUGAACCUACCCCACCUGUGCCUGUCCCAGACCUGGCCCCACGCCGGAGCCGCCUGGCCCGCUGCUGGGCCCGCUGCAGGGACUGGCGGCGCUUGGCCUUGGUCUCUGUCCUGCUGCUGCUGCUGUUCUGCAUGGUGCUCUGGCCCGUGCAGUGUGCGCUCAAGACUGGGAACCUGCGCUGCCUCCCCCGGCCACCUACUGCCUCCAGCACUGCUGCCACUGCCUUCUCCCUUGAGCCCCUGGCUAGCAACUAGGGUCACCAGCCUAUGGCCAGGCCUCUGAUCUGCUGGGGUCAGGAGCACAGCAGCUACUGGAAAUUUAUCCCCUAGGACCCCACUGAGGGUCCUCAUGAGAUGGACAAAGGGUGCCCAAAGUCUCUAAGAUUGAUUGGCUCCUACAGGCCCUAGAAGCUAUCCCUUCCCCUGUCACACAGGUGGUGGAAGGGACCAGGAGGUGCUGGCCAGACCCCUGCCCUCCUCCACACCCUGCAAUGCGUGGAGGGCUUACUGUCUUUGAGGCCAUUUCACCAGGGCCUUCCCAGGGCUCUCUCUAGGCAGGGCUGGCCCCUUCUGUUGGAGGGAUCAGAGAGCAGAGGCAGGGCAGGCCCUCUGCCCAGGCCACUGCAGAAACUGCCCAGAUGCCCUUCUAUGCUUGCAAACAGUACAUUUUAAAAUAAAAUAGUUUAUAUCUCUGUUUGGUAAAA
Ictidomys tridecemlineatus (thirteen-lined ground squirrel) is the source of this 5302-nucleotide messenger RNA. RefSeq names its product ring finger protein 223 (gene Rnf223). NCBI's taxonomy places the organism in Eukaryota, Metazoa, Chordata, Mammalia, Rodentia, Sciuridae. Gene Ontology annotation, molecular function: ubiquitin protein ligase activity. Gene Ontology annotation, biological process: protein ubiquitination. The record is from RefSeq and is a predicted model, not a curated record.